Botrytis fragariae is the source of this 954-nucleotide messenger RNA. RefSeq lists its product as uncharacterized. The record is from RefSeq and is a predicted model, not a curated record. NCBI's taxonomy places the organism in Eukaryota, Fungi, Ascomycota, Leotiomycetes, Helotiales, Sclerotiniaceae. The transcript has 3 exons. Bases 1 to 954 code for a protein of 317 amino acids.
AUGUUGAGUUCUUUCACAAACGUAUACGGCUCCUUUCCCAAUAUCCAAGCUCGUAUGAAUCAUCUAGCGGGUACUCAAGCAAGCGUUGUGGGAAUGGCAGGCCGACUUCAGAGUCUGAGUGAUUUUGAAAGAGAGCAGGACGAAUUGCAAGCUCAGAUUGACCAAGACAAUCUUAAUGCACAACCCACAAGAUCUCGCACUGGUUUACCAGCCGCCAACCGAACUAGGAAUGUGCCAGAUAUCAGUGGUAUUCUACUUGAAGAGCAAGCGUUGCAAGAAAUGGGCAACACAAACUGGGUAGGAAAACUACUGGAGUACCACCAAGCCAACGCCAUCAUUCCAGUGCCAGAGUAUACAGAGCACCAGGUCUCCGAACAGCGAUUCCGCUUUUCCGUAACCAUCAAACAAAAGUCCGAGCCCAUCACUACUCUAGCAUCCUUCAGCAACAAAAAAGAUGCCAAAAAAUUCAUCUCCAAACUCGCCGUCGAUUGGCUUAUAUCACAGAACCUCAUGCCAUCUACCGGCGCCGUCAAAUUUCCCAAGACACCAAUUGCAACUCCAGUUCCAGAUGCCCGCGAGAGAAGCACCUCCCCAACACCCUACCCCAGUCUCGUCCCCGGCCUCUGCAUCGCCCUUGGUUACAACCCUCCUGCCUAUAGACUCAAGCUCAUGUCAGAAGGCACGGCAUUUUGGGAAAUCUAUGCAGAUUUUGGAUCCGAUCCCCGGGUUGACGGCCCCGUAGGAAAACUCACAAACAUUUACGGCAAGCAGAAAGCCAAAGAGGCUUGCGCGAAAGAAGUUUUCAAGUUUUUGAAAGCGAUUGAAAGAUCAAGGGAAGCAGACAUUAUAGCUCAGCAGGGAGAGGAGAGGAGGAGUGAGGAGGAGCCUCAACCUCAGCAUGAGGACUUGGAUUCAAAUGCGAAUGAUCAGGAUGGUGUCGUUACUGGUAUUUAA